UGUUUUAUUUUACAGUUUGUAGAAACGCGCCGCGUCAUUUACUAGGACGUAUGCUAGUUUAUUUUAUGUUAUUCUACUCAUUUUAUGAAUGCUUUCUUACCCCUGUACUUGUACUCACUUUUUUUUAUUCGAUAUUUUUAGGUGUUUGAUAAUAUUCAAUUAAUGUGAUAUCUGUUUAUAGGUAUCAUGAAACUCAAGUUUUCCAGUAUUCGCUUUUCGUAAUCCGUUAACCGCAUAUCGCGAUAGAUUAUAGAAGCCAUCGACAUCUGUUGUGAUUUGCUAUAAAUUUAUGUAUUUAAGCUCAUUGACGCUGCGUUUAUUAAAUUAAGUCCCGAGUAUCUUAUUUGUUAUUAAGUUUGUGUGUUGCAAGACAAAUAUAUAUUUUAUAUAUAGAUACAUGUUAUAUGUAUACAUACUUAAAAGUGUAUGUAAUAACUAUUAUUUAACUUACAUAACUUAGUAUAUAUAUAUAUAUAUAUAUAUAUGCACACGUACAUAAAUAUAUAAUAAUUUUAUCAAAAAACUCGUGUUUCAAAGUCAACAACUUAAGAUAGCAGUGUUGAAGAAUCAAGAUAUUACGUUAGCUGGUUGUCGCCAUAUUUUCUAUGUUAAACGAGAAAGGCCAAGAGCAAUCUACAAUUAAAUAAAGAAAUAUUAUGUUCGCCUUCUUGUGUACUGAAGAUUAAUUAUGUCUCAUUUUGUGCUAUGUGUGACAUGAACAAUAGAUAAUAUCACGAUUCCCAACAACGUUAUUAUAAUUUGUUUUAUAUAAUAGCUUAACAGCGAUUUUAAACAAAAUGCCUCCAAUUGAUCCAAUGCAAUUAUUAAAUUGCCUUAGAGUAUUAUUAAAUGAAGAAACUGGUGGGCUCAAAGGUUCAGCAGAAGCAGUCCAAAUAUCUAGAUUAAUGGGAAAGUUUUCAAAAAAAAUUGUCAGCAAAAGUCUUUAUGUUUUUAUUUUAAAAGAGUCUACAUCAGACCUUCUAUUAAUAUUUAUGGAUGCUGGUGGUUGGAGCUUGAUAUAUGGUUGGUUGAAAGAUGCCAUUGAAACUGAUAAUUCAGUGUUGAUUCAAGACUUAUUAUCAAUAUACCAUAGAGUGCCUGUUACAAUGGAACGAUUAAAAGCUAAUGGUGUUCCAAAAUUGGUUAAAAAAUUAUCAAAAUCUCAUGUAAAUCCUCAAAUUAAAUUGCUAGCUGAACAAUUAGUUGAAAAAUGGUUGAAUGUAGUAAGAACUGAGCAGUGGAAUAGUAUGAUGAAAGAUAAAGAUAAUCAAUCAAAAUCUGAUGUUUCAGGAUCACUUUCUACGCCUGAAAAUAUUGUAAAAGAACAAAAUUUGUCUAAGAAUGAAUCUAGUAAUCCUAUAGAUUGUAAAAUAGAUAAUCAUAAUAACAAAAUUAAAAAUGAUAAAAUUAAAAAAAAUGAAGUUGAAAAACUAAAAAUAAAAAAAGAAAAAUCUAGCUUAAAUAAUAAAUCUAAAGAUGAUCAAGAAAAAAAGUUUAAAAAAGAUGAAUUAGAUGAAAAAAAACGUAAAACUACUGAUAAAAAUGGUAAUCCAUUUUUGAAAAUAAUUAAUGAAAUGUCUUCAGAAAAAUCUGAUGAUGAUAAAAUUUGUGAAAGUGAUAGCUCAAACUCAUCUAAAAAUUCUAACAGCAGAAGAAAACAAAAUUUAAAAAUUCUUUCUAGUGGAGAGAAAUUUAUGAAAGUUAAAUUAUCAGAAGAAAAACUUUUAUUCAAUGAAAAUAAAAGUAUAUGUGAUUCAAAAAAAGAACUGAAACCUUUACCUGUACCUGCCCCAAAGCCCAAAUUACCAGAAUCUAAAACUGUUUUAGAAAAAAAGAAUUAUUCUAUACACGUAGAAAAAAAAGAAUAUAUCGGAGAAAAAAAACCAACAGUUAAAACUUUUAAAUCAAAAUUUAGAAGUACUGGUCUUGAAGAACAACCGCCACCACCACCAAAGUCAAAAUUGCAAUCGAAAAAGGUAUCAAAAAAUUUAUCCCCAUUAACUGUGUCAAAAUCAGAAAAGAGAAGCUUAUCACCACCUUCUGAAUCGCCUAAUGAAAAGAAACUUAAAAGUUCUUCUCCCACAGAUGUUAAAAGACCACCGCCUAAUAUUAAGGAAAGUGGUUUAUUCAUGGACGCUAUGUUAAAUGUUCUCAAUUCUGCUCCCAAAAUUCUUAAGAAACGGAAGCCCAAACCAGAAGUUGUUAAGAAACUUGAAGAUCAGUCUCAAGGACCUUUAUCUCCAACAAUGAAAUCAGAAAAUGUUUCUACGCCGUCUCCUUUGAGUUCGCCAUCAAAUCUUGAUAUAGAAUCUCUUGCAUCUCAAACUUUAAACGUGUCGGUUUCUGAUGAACCACACAAUUAUGCAGAAAAUUCUUCACCUUCGUUGUAUGUUACACCAGCGCCAACAGAGUUGAUAGUUUCUAACGAGGUUGUAAAACAAGAACCCAUGCAAAUAGACGAGUUUCAAAAAGUAGAAGAAAAACCACCCCAAUUAAAAUUUUAUCGAGACACAUUGCUAGAUACUGAAGCAAAUCAUACUGAAGAAAAUAAAAUCGAUGAAAACCAAUCUAUAAAUGAACAGUCAAAUGAAGUUUUUGAAUCUGAUGACAAAAAAGAUUUAAGGAGCGUUUUAGUGUAUGUUAGAAGUAAAUCAUCUAAAAAGUCAGUGUCUUGGAAACAAGAAAGUGAUUUAGUUCAGGUAUCAUUCUUUGAGCAUGAUGAAACUGAACGAGUAAAUGUUACAAAAAAUUUCAAAGCAAUGGAAAUGCAAGAACGUGAUAUUGAAAGACAAAAUUUCCUUGCUGUUCGUAAACUAAACAAUGCUGAUAUUAUGGAACCUAAGACUCCUUGGCGAUAUUUAGAUGAUCUUUUGCUAGUAGAUGUUGUAGAAGAGCCUGGUAAAGAAAAAAUUGAGCCUGGUGGAGGAAGCCAGGAGAAAAAGAAACAGACACUUAGAGAGCAAUCAGUUUUACAAGCCAUUUACUUCAAUAGAAAAAUGAUACCCGAUUCACCUGAAGAACCUGAUCAAAUGGAGAUAACUCCAUAUUCAGAGUCGCUGAACAUACCAUUAGAAGAUAUGACAGGAGAUGGUACAGCACCAACUUAUGAUUAUGUGAACACUCCAUGGCCAGAACCUAAAGGAGAACAGCCAACUACAAUUGAUUUCCAAAUGGAUAUAAAUAAUAUAAUGCCAAUGCCUCCAAAUUUGAUGAUGCAACAACCACAAUUUCCUGUACAGUAUAAUAACCCAGUAAACUGGAAUAUGCCUCCUGUCAAUUUAGGAAUGGGAAUGGGUCCUCCAACCAAUAAUAUGUUUAAUAUGCCUAGUCCAAUAAUGAUGAACAAUCAAAAUAUGUACAUGGGCGACCAAAUGCCACCACAACCAAUUUCACAACAAAAUCCUCAUAAUCGUCUACCUCAAAUGCAAGAAGAACAGUGGAUGGGACCUGAGCUUUCUGGACCUAUGCAACAUGACCAACAUUGGGGGCAACAACAGCCUCCGAAUAAUAAUGGCCCUCCUCACUUCGAAAGAGGAGGUGGUAGAGGGCAUAAUAGAUGGGAUAAUCCUAGAGGUGGUAAUAACUACAAUGACUCAUACCGAGGUAAACACAUUAAUCGAAAUAUGUCUAGAGGUAAUCGAGGUAGCUUAUACAAUCGACGAGGAGGUCAUAUGGGUAAUGGAAGAUCUAAUGGUCGUCUAUGCAAGUAUUAUGCAAAACAGGGUUUUUGCAAAACUGCAAAUUGUGCAUUUUUACAUUCAAAAAACUAAAAACUUUAUUUAAUUGUAAUUAUUAUUAUUUUUUUAUUUGCUACCAAAUAAGACUGAAUAAAAUAAGCGUUAUAGUUGUAAAUCUUUCUAGACACCAAUAAUCUUGAUUUUAAUCAACUGACAAAAUCAGUGAAAUACUGACUCUUCAUAACUUAUUAAUUAACAAGUAUUUUAUGGAUUGAUUUUGGUAGUUAAUAUUUCAUCAUAAUUUGACUUAA
Daktulosphaira vitifoliae (grape phylloxera) is the source of this 3988-nucleotide messenger RNA. Its product is annotated as serine/threonine-protein phosphatase 1 regulatory subunit 10-like. The transcript has 11 exons. The coding region runs from base 798 to 3770 and encodes 990 amino acids. Gene Ontology annotation, molecular function: metal ion binding. Lineage: Eukaryota; Metazoa; Arthropoda; Insecta; Hemiptera; Phylloxeridae. The record is from RefSeq and is a predicted model, not a curated record.